This is a messenger RNA of Megalobrama amblycephala (Wuchang bream), 3137 nucleotides long. RefSeq names its product olfactory receptor 1-like. The record is from RefSeq and is a predicted model, not a curated record. Gene Ontology annotation, cellular component: membrane. Bases 35 to 991 code for a protein of 318 amino acids. Gene Ontology annotation, biological process: G protein-coupled receptor signaling pathway. Lineage: Eukaryota; Metazoa; Chordata; Actinopteri; Cypriniformes; Xenocyprididae. Gene Ontology annotation, molecular function: G protein-coupled receptor activity; olfactory receptor activity. The transcript has a single exon.
CACAGAUUUCUUUAAGGACUAAUUCAUCUUAUCAAUGGGAAACAUCAGCUUUGUAAAGGAUUUUGUCAUAGUCGGCUUUCCUGGACUUCAACCCCAUUACUAUGGCCUUGUAUCAGCACUUCUCAUUUUUGUUUAUGUGUGUACACUGGUGGGAAAUGCUGUAUUUUUUGCAUUGUUUGUAAUGACUAAGAGCCUUCAGAAGCCUGUAUAUUAUUUCAUUAUAAAUCUUGUUGUGUGUGAUGUACUAUUCAGCACCACAACAUUACCAAAGAUAAUUAGCAGGUAUUGGUUCCAAGAUGGAACCAUUUCAUUCUUGGGUUGCUUUGUUCAGAUGUUCUUUGUGCAUUAUUUAGGCAGCGUUUGUUCACUUGUUCUGGCAGUAAUUGCUAUAGAUCGCUAUGUAGCAAUAUGUUACCCACUUCAAUAUCAUAGUAUCAUGACAAACAGAAAUGUAGUCAUUCUGUUCUUUGGCUCUUGGAUUUUAGGCUUGUUAGGCCCGUUGGCAAUGGUAAUUCGAACUUACCCUCUCCCUUAUUGUACAGAAAACACAAUUAUUCACUGUUACUGUGAUCAUUUUUCCAUCACAACAUUGGCAUGCACAGACAGAACACUAUAUAGUGUUCCAGCUCUCAUCUAUGCCUUUGCAAUACUGUUGGGACCCUUUGCUCUUAUUAUUUUCUCAUACUGCUCCAUAUUUGCAGCAGUUAUGCGAAUUUCAGGUACUCAAGGAAGGAUGAAGACUUUCUCCACCUGCAGUCCUCAGCUCAUCAUAAUUGUUCUCUUUUUCCUACCCAGGUUAUUUAAUUAUUUAUCUGGCAACAUUGGUAUAAAAUUCAGCACUGAUUUGCGAUUAGUUAUUAUUAUGAUGUAUAGUCUGCUACCACCCAUGAUCAACCCGCUUAUUUAUUGUUUGAGAACAGAAGAGGUAAAAAAGGUAUUUAGAAGACAUUUUCAAAAGAAACAAAUUAGUAUUCCUUUACGGUUGCUCUGAUGUGCUUUAUUUAAAUAGGUGGUCAAACUGUUGCCAUUGUCUUAAGGUACACAACUUUAGAUAAUAUCCCCUUUUUUCAAAACAUACAAAAAAAAUCCAGUAGGUGUUGAACUGGACUGAAUGCCAAGAACAGUGAUGUAAGCCUUUUGAAGGUCUCCUGAACUUGAAAAAUUGAUAUUUAACUUUCAGAAAAGAAGACAUUUUUGGUCCCUUUGGUUCUAACAUUGUUUACAAAGGUUAUAAUAUAUUGUGGACAAUAUGGUAGUUUUGUAAUGAUAAUUUAUGAAAUAGGUUGGCCUAAUGUUUGCAUUUUUGUUUGUUAGAAUUUUUCACUAUGCCUCUAAAAAUACAUGAAUUAAUCAUAUACAUAAUGUAAAUUCAUAGAAAUGUAAAGAGUAUAAAAGGAAAGAUAAAUGUGAAUGAUAUGCCAUAUUGUUAUGAUUCAAGAUGAGGUCAAGAUUUCCUUGAAUACCCCGUUUUUAUUGCAUGUGAUGUUCAGUAUGUUUGUCAUGAGAUGGAACAUAAAACUCUCCUAUAAGUUAUUUUAUCUUUAUUCCUGUUUAUGUUGCAGAGAAAAUUGACUUAUUUUGUUGAACCUAUUCUGCCCUACAAAGGCAAAGUGCAGUAACUACGCAAACACUGAAACUGAGAAAAAUGCCUUUAAAGUUUUUACACCAGCCAGUCAAACACGUUGUAGGUAGAUUAGUGGUAAUGCAUUCAUGUAAUGCCUUCUUAGGAAGAAAUUUUUUAUAGAUAAAAACCAUGACCACUGAUGUGACCUUUGACCUCCAAAAUGUAGAUACUGCACUCUGCCUUUGGAUGACCUUAAACAACUAAAACACCAUUGCAAAAGCAAAGUGCAGCAUCUACAAACUAAAUGUGUUCAUCCAACUUUAUUGUUGUGUUUCUUACUACACGUUGAUUGUUUUUAAUAACUUUAAUAUUUUAUUUUUUGAUGUUUGCAUGUUGUGAAUGUUAAAAUUGCUCUGAGGACUGGAGUAAUGAUGCUGAAAAUUCAGCUUUAAUCAGAGGAAUAAAUAACAUUUUACAAUAAAUCCACAUAGAAAACAGCUAUUUGACUAUUUUUGAUCAAAUAAAUUCUGCCUUCCUCUUUCAAAGACAUUAAAGAAGUAUUAUUUCAAACUUGAUCACCAGUGUGUAAAAUAAUGCAUGUGAACUAAUUAGAAAAUGAUAUAUUUUAGACACUUUCCUAACACGGGACAUAGGCUACUUAAAUAUGUUUAGUUAUGCCAUGUUUAGUAUAAGUUUGUGAAUGAUAUUUCGAGUUUUAUGAAUAAUUUUCACAUGGUUGUGAAAUUACUGAAGAAAUCCUAAUAACAGAUACACAAACAUUCACUCUUAUCUGGCAUGCUGAAACAACGUUAAUGUUUCUGUGUCCAUUGUGUGACGAAUAACGUCAUUAAAAUAUGAAAAAUAUGAAAAGGUCAGAAGUGCAUGCUUGUAAAUGAAUGUCCGUCGUUUAUUUAUUUAUUUUUUAAUCAAACAGUAAAAGUGCCACGCUGCUCAGUUUCUGUGGACAGUAGACAGACAGACAGACAGACAACGCUAGAGAAACUGAGCACACUAAGUUUUUUUGGCUGAAGUGGGUCGGCCGCGCCCGCGCGAACAAUUCGUCUGGGUUGACGGAGGAUACAGACUACGUAAAUUUACUGUAAUUCAUUCUUCACAUAUAUUUACAUCGCAACGGGCCGGCCCACAUUGUCCAGCGGCCAACCGGGAAAACUCUCGGUACUCCCGAUGGCCAGUCCGCCCCUGAUUACGUUGAAUGUAUAAUAGCCAUCAAUGGAGCAGCGCAGGUAGGCUAAAAUAUCGGUCUAAUUUGCUAGCAGCUAGCAAGUUAAUGUUAAUUGAUUAUAAAGCUGUCAUUUGCUUGGCUAGGAGUUAAUAUUUUGCUAUCUUCCUUUCUCGUCUUUGGAUAUUUGCGUUUUAACGCGAGUUUAACCAUCAUGCCGCAGCUGUCAAAGCCGGGAAAACAAAGCUAGAACGCAGUAACAUCACUUACUGCGGUUUGCCUUGGUAUUAGCUUCAAUUUUGUAGUUACUGCAAUUUUGACACCCUCGUUUCUCAGAAACGGGACAAUUUUGAACCGGGAUACUUUGUCACAAGACAGAACAGAUGUUACAAA